Messenger RNA from Penicillium nucicola, 1848 nucleotides. Its product is annotated as GMC family oxidoreductase. NCBI's taxonomy places the organism in Eukaryota, Fungi, Ascomycota, Eurotiomycetes, Eurotiales, Aspergillaceae. The transcript has 2 exons. The coding region runs from base 1 to 1848 and encodes 615 amino acids. Gene Ontology annotation, molecular function: oxidoreductase activity, acting on CH-OH group of donors; flavin adenine dinucleotide binding. The record is from RefSeq and is a predicted model, not a curated record.
AUGGCAGCUUUUGACACCGAGUCCACUGCAGGACUUGCAAAUGCAAGUUACGAUUUUGUGAUCGUCGGCGGCGGGACUGCCGGUCUGGUUGUAGCCAAUCGACUUACUGAAGAUCCAAACAUCAGCGUGCUUGUCCUUGAAGCAGGCACAAACCGUAUAAAUGAUCCUCGCAUCAAUGUUCCAGGAUUAGCAAUGGCGGCUUUUGAACAUGAAGAUUUUGAUUGGAAUUUCAGAUCCUGUCCCCAGGAACAACUGAAUGGGCGCCAGAUCCUGGCAAAUAAGGGUCGCACUUUGGGCGGCUCCUCGGCCAUUAAUCUGGGCAUGAUCGUCUAUCCAUCCCGCACUGGAAUGAACGCCUGGGAAAAGCUAGGCAACCCUGGCUGGGGCUGGGAUGAGUUUUCUCCAUAUCUGCGCAAGUUUCAUACCGCUGCGCCUCUAUCUAGCGCCAAUCGGGAGUUCUUCAAGGGGAUGAAACAUGAGGCACAAGAUCAGGGGAGUACCGGUCCUGUGCAAGUAUCGUUUGGCGAUGAGUACAUGCCUUUCCACGCGGCGUGGAUGGAGACUUUCAAGUCUCUGGGAUAUCCACAAGAUGAAGAUCCCAUUAAUGGAGGCUGUGCAGGCCCCUUCGUAUCUCCUGGUGCUGUUGAUCCAGUUACUCAUACCAGAAGUCAUUCUGCGGCUGCGUAUCUGGGGCCGGAAGUUCAAGCUAGAUCCAACUUGCGGGUUGUGACUGGCGCUUUGGUGGAGAGGAUAUGCGUGGAGAAGCGGGAACAUGAGAGUGAUGCCAUUGCAACUGGAGUUCAAUUCACCAAGGACUCGAACUUGUACACUGUUUCGGUGGCAAAGGAGGUGAUUCUUGCGGCUGGAACAACGCAAACUCCUCAGAUCCUCGAACUUUCCGGGAUCGGCGAUCGAAACAUACUCGAAUCUCACAAUAUCCCCACUAUCAUCGACAGCCCUGGCGUUGGAGAAAACCUGCAGGACCACGCCAUUGUCUCGUUUGGAUAUGAGGUUGCAGAUGGCAUGCCAUCAGCCGACAUGGCCAGGGACCCAGCAGUAGCCGCUGCUGCAAUGGCGGCCUACGAAAUUGAUGGCUCAGGACCUCUCGGCAUGGUCCCAUUUACCUCGGCCUUCAUGCCGCUAGUGAACAGCUCUGACGAUGAUCGGUCUCAAGUGCUUCAAAAAGUGCAAGAAUCUCUAAACAACCCCAGCAUUUCACAGACACACAAGAAACAAUACGAAGUCCUGCACGAGAUGCUCCAGAACCCCAACGAGCCCCACGCUCAAUACGUCCUGGCCCCAUUCCAGAUCCUAUCCAGAAAAGAACAACCGAAAGAUAUCUUCGGUCUCAGCCAUCCAGGCUUCUUCAUCACUCUUGUUUCAACACUAAGCUACCCUCUCUCAAGAGGCUCCGUCCAUAUCCAAACUUCCGACCCGAACGCUCCUCCUCGGAUCGAUUCUGGACUUCUCCGUCAUCCAGCCGAUGUCGAACUACAGGCGCGCCAUAAUCUGUAUGUGGAUAAAAUCGCUGAGACAGAGCCUCUUGCUUCACUUUUGAAGCAGGGUGGCCGACGUCUUCAUACCUCUGAGCCUGUGACGGAUUUGGAAACGUCGCGGACCCUGUGCAAGGAACUUGUCUUGUCUAUGUACCAUGUGAGUGGUACGUGUGCAAUGAUGCCGCGGGAGGAUGGCGGUGUGGUGGAUUCUUGUCUGAGGGUGUAUGGUGCGGCCAAUAUUCGGGUUGUUGAUGCUAGUGUCUUUCCUUUGGUUCCUAGGGGCAAUACUCAGGCCACUGUCUUUGCGGUUGCGGAGAAGGCGGCGGAUCUGAUUAAGCAGGAUCUGGAUUAG